ACGUUCGUUCCAACCAUACUGAUAGAAAUGGAUUAGUUUGGUAAAAACAUCCAGAUUUGUAGUAAAAUCAAACAUCAAAACCCUUAAUGGCAAACGCCUAAUUCAUGUCGCAAAUUAAUCAUUAUCUGAUGUCAAAUCUGCAUCAGUAAUGUAAUAACUAAAAAAAAAAAAAUUUAAUUUAGUUCAGUUAUUAUACUUUGUUCAUAUUCAGUUUCGUAAAAUUUUUAAAAAAAAUAGAAAAAUCAACAGGAAAAUGAGCGGCACUGAGGACCGUCCUUUUGUCAUUCUGUGGGUAUCUUUUUCACUUCUGUUUUGCUUUUUAUCUCUUGUCUCCUAUUUUGAGCCGACUUGGAUCGCAACUAGAGCUGUUCACGCCGACGACAACCGACCAAUCACAGUCGAUAGAGUGGCCACCUUUGGAGUCAAUAAGAAGUGCUCCGAUAUCUUCGCUUCCAUUUAUGGUCAUUCUGAAUCCUGCUUCGGCUCAAUUGAAGUUCCAGACGAAGACGAAGAGAUCAACCAGUUCUUCUUUUGGUCAACUGUCUUCGCAGCUGCCUCUGUGCUUAGUGUAGUCCCUAUCUUGGCAUUGAUUAUUCUGAGAGUGUGUUGUGUUCAAUCUAGGUGGUUGUUCAUACCAGUCAGCAUAGCCCAUCUGCUAUCAGCUCUAUGUUUCGCUGCAACUGUCGUCCUGUACAUGGUCGGCUAUACGAAAGGACGAGACGAGCUACCCGACAAGCACUAUUCCUUAUUCGGCUACUGCAGCACCCUCGAGGAAUUCCCUUUUCGGGAGGAAAACGACCCCGAGAAGUACCGAUGCAGUGUGUCGUGGGGAUUCGUACUGGAGUCGUUCCUCUGUCUCGGAAAUUUGGGACUCUCUGUGCUUGCUUUGAUCAAUGCAGUCAAAGGACCAAAAAAUAGAGAAGCAAUUGGCAAGAAAAAAAUCAGCACCGAUAAAAUGAAUUUUUCUUCCCUCUCAUCUGGUUUCAACGGCAAAUCUCUUUCCCUUGACCGAGACCUAGUCACGAUGACCAAGCCCAAAAGACAGUGGAAAACACCCUCCCUGAACUUUGGGAAACUCAAACGAGGCAACAGCCUUUCCCUGAAACCACCUGAAGUUACCAACAAGCGGAAAAACAAAACCGGCGCGAAUCUGUCAGAAGUACUUGAAAUUCCAGAACUUUCCGGAUUCGGUGUUUCAAACGUCAGCGGAAAGUUCCGAUCCAAGACUCGCAGUCCUCUCGUGUCUGUUUCUCAGGAUUUCGAUGAUGCUCUGCGGGAAACGAAUGAACAAACUGAGAAUUACGUAAUUGACACCGGGACGUUGAAGAGAGAGUUGGAACGUGAAGUUGAGAAACCAGAGCAAUAUCGGCAUACCAACGUUCAAAUCGAAGAAUUUUAAUUUUGAUAGUUUCACGAACUAG
Molecule: messenger RNA, 1421 nt
Organism: Symsagittifera roscoffensis
Lineage: Eukaryota; Metazoa; Xenacoelomorpha; Acoela; Convolutidae
Exons: 4
Coding region: 254-1399 (381 amino acids)
Biological process (GO): sensory perception of sound
Cellular component (GO): plasma membrane
Source: RefSeq, a predicted model, not a curated record